Xiphophorus couchianus (Monterrey platyfish) is the source of this 2031-nucleotide messenger RNA. RefSeq names its product neurotrophin receptor associated death domain (gene nradd). Gene Ontology annotation, cellular component: plasma membrane; cell surface. Lineage: Eukaryota; Metazoa; Chordata; Actinopteri; Cyprinodontiformes; Poeciliidae. The record is from RefSeq and is a predicted model, not a curated record. Gene Ontology annotation, biological process: Rho protein signal transduction. The coding region runs from base 389 to 1588 and encodes 399 amino acids. Gene Ontology annotation, molecular function: nerve growth factor binding; death receptor activity; coreceptor activity. The transcript has 6 exons.
UCCUUUGCCUCAUCUGUUGCAAAGCUGCAGGAGAGAGAGCGCUGCAAACGUACAUCCCGCAGCCCGAGACAGAGAGGACUCUGUUGCCACUUAUUCCGCGGAGGAAUGAGCUGAAAGAAACUAAUGCCUUCUCUGUGUUUCCCCUGGAUUACAUCUACGGAUUUUACGCAUCUGGAAGUGGCUGUUUUGUGCGUGAAAACAAACGUUACAGGUCCAUGACGGAAAGGCGGAACCAGCGCGUUCAUGUCUUUUAAUUACAUUUUGUGCUGCGGAGGUUUCCGGCUGUUUUAAGCCGUUCGUUGAGCGCCGUAGGCAGAAACGAGCACUGUUACGACAGGGAGACGCGCCGCGGUGAUCGGAGUCAAAGGGAGCUGUGGAGACUGGAAACAUGAGAUUGAUUGUCAUCUCUGCGGUUCUGCUGUUGAAAGUUACUCUUGGAAAGGGUUGUGCUAGUGGGAAGUACACCGAGUCGGGACAUUGUUGCAAUUUGUGUCCAGCUGGUUAUGCAUUGGAGGAAACGUGUGGAAAGGAAAAUACCAAAUGUCUACCAUGUCUGCCAGGAACAUUUUCACCAUCCGAAGGCCUCGACUCUUGCCUUCCAUGUAGCACCUGUCCGUCUGGUGUGCCCAUGCUGGCGUCCUGUUCGGCAACCCAGGACACGCAAUGCGAGUGUGACGUUGGCUUCUACUUUCUGAGAGGCUUAGGUCUAUGCGCACCCUGUUCCAGGUGCAGGCCAGGUCACGGGGUUGUCCGGGAGUGCGGUCCUCAAGGAGACACGCUUUGCCAGAAGUGUGGCCCGGGAACCUUCUCAGAGGAGGAUUUCAACAUCAAACCCUGCCAGGCUUGCAGUCAGUGCUCUGAUGAAGAAGUGGAGAUCCAAUCCUGUAUGCACAACUUUGACACACUCUGCAUGGAUAAGAAGCUGCACAUUGGCCCUGCUGGUGCCGAUGGGGCCUUGAAUAUUCCUAAUGGGGCGGUGAUGGAGGAAAAUGAGGAGGAAGACGGCAGCCCCGCACCAGGACCGUCCAAGUUUACACCGCAGGAUGAGGGUGGCAGCAACAACAUUCUCGUCUACGUGUCUGUUCUGGCUGCUGUGGUGCUGGGCUUGUUGGUUUAUGUGGCUUAUAAAUGUUGGAGGUCGUGCAAACAGAAGAAGGCCCUCUCCAAGGCACGUGUGGCAGAGCUGGCAGCAUCUCCAGAAGGAGAAAAGCUCCAAAGUGACAGCGGUGUUUUUCUGGACUCUUACAGCCUGCAGGACAACCAGCCCAGUAAAGGUACCAAGAGAGACAGCAAGCUCGACAACCGUCUGUACGUCAACUUGCCGCCGCACAAACAGGAGGAGGUGGAGCGCCUCCUGCAAGAGGCAAGCGGCCGUGGAUGGAGGCACCUUGGUGCAGCGCUGGGCUACGAACCGGAACAGCUGGACCUGUUCGGACGCGGCGAGGCCCCGGCGCACACGCUCCUGUCUAACUGGGCCCAGAGAGAGGGCUCCGCUCUGGGACUGCUGAGCUCGGCGCUGAACCGCAUCGAGAGACCCGAUGUGGUGACCGCCCUUAACAGCACACAGCAGGGUGUUUCUGUGGUGUGACCAACUGGCCGGACCCUCUAGCGACAAUCACAGACUCAAGUGAGGGAUAAGUGAGGCGCUCAGCUUUCAGCUCUUCUUUAUGGUUGAAGGAAUCAUUCUUAAAUUACUUUGUUUAUAGACCUUUUUUUCACUAAAAUACCACCAAUACUCUAAAAAUGUAUUACUUGUGGCUUAUUUGAGCUGUUUGAAAGAUUGUGAUGCCGUAUGGUAACCGAUUUGUCUGUCUGGCAGUGCAGGGAUUAUUGGACUGAAUAUACAGAGCCGUACAAAGUAUUUCCCCUGGAAGAUUUCUAGUGGGGGUUUUUUGUUGUUUUUUACGUCAUAUUUGCAUGUUUCGGAUCACAAAGAAAAUGUUUAUAUCAGAGAAUGGCAACCUAAGGAACUACAAGAAGCCCUUUUAAAAAGAUGACUUUCUUAAUUAAGAGGAAAUAUUUUAAUCUCAC